Messenger RNA from Phragmites australis (common reed), 615 nucleotides. RefSeq names its product NAC domain-containing protein 14-like. The record is from RefSeq and is a predicted model, not a curated record. The coding region runs from base 1 to 615 and encodes 204 amino acids. The transcript has a single exon. Gene Ontology annotation, biological process: regulation of DNA-templated transcription. Gene Ontology annotation, molecular function: DNA binding. NCBI's taxonomy places the organism in Eukaryota, Viridiplantae, Streptophyta, Magnoliopsida, Poales, Poaceae.
AUGGCUCCCCUCCCACCGUUCCACGGCACGCCGCAUGAUCUGCCCCUGGGGUUCCUCUUUACCCCCGUGGACGAAGACCUGCUCGCCGUCUACCUCCGCCGCAAGCCCACGGGCGAGCUGCUCCUGUGUGCCGCGGGCAAGUUCUUCCACGACGCCAACAUUUGUGCCGCCGACCCAGCCACACUCACGGGAGACCGCCUCCCCGCGCCGGCGACGAAGCGCGACGGCCGUUCUUGGUUCUUCUUCACCCACGCGAGGACCAAGACGAGCCGCGGUGGCCAAGAGUUCUUGGCGGUAGGGGACAGCGAGGGCACGUGGCUCACCAAGAGGACCGGCGCCAGGGUGGUGCUCGACGGCAAGGGCCGCCGGGUUGGGCGUAGCCAGAUGUUCUCGUACAGGCCCAAGAACGACAAGAGGUCCGACUGGUAUAUGGUGGAGUUUGCCGUCGAUGAUCAAGAUGAGGAUGACGAGGACCGCAGUGGUGAUGGCGAGUCCCUUCUCGUUCUUUGCAAGAUCUAUCAGUCCCCCCGCUGCGCGUGCCGCACCGAUGGGUCCGUGUUGAAGUUAGCUCCCGUCAAGAGCGCUACAUCGGAGUAUAUCCUCCCAGUUUAUUGA